AUGAUGCGCAAUGAUCAACGCAACCUCUACCGCCAGCCAGAUAGCCCGUAUGACGUUUGGGAGAUGGAGAGAGAUAGCAUAUCUCAAACUGAAGAGGUUGACUGCGGAGCGGUAAUUAGUUCAUUGCAACUUCGCCCUGCCUUGUUUGUUCCCAAUUUCGAAGCGAAUCUUCCGGGCAACAUGUAUUCGACGAGUAUGACGGUACCCGUGCCUGAAAUUGUCGAUCGGCAAUUUGAGAAGCCCCUCUUAUGCGGCCCUGGACCCUGCGAUGUGUGGCCCUCGGUGGCGGAAGCUUUAACCAGGCCCGUGUUAUCUCCGAUGUGUGACGAGUUGUUUAACGUUUUCGAUGACUUACGAGCAGGAAUCCAGUACCUGUUCCAAACACGAAGCAAGCUUGUGUUGGCGAUGAGUGGCUCCGGCCACGCUGGUAUGGAAGCAGUGAUAAGCAAUCUCGUUGCGCCAAAAGAGACGAUUCUCAUCGCUACUAGAGGCAUCUGGGAUGAGCGAGCUUACAAUAUUUCAAAAAGAUACGGUAUUAAUCCGAUUGUGUAUCGAAUACCAUGCAAUCGGUCUUUUACCUUUGCUGAGCUCGAAACACAAUUGAAAAGAUAUCGGCCGACAGCGCUCUUUAUUACCCAUGGAGAUUCAUCCUCAGGGACUGUGCAGAAAAUUGAAGGACUCGGGGAAAUUUGCCAUAGAUACGGCACAUUAUUGUUGAUAGACACGGUGGUGUCCUUGGGUGCGGCUCCAUUUUUCAUGGACGCAUGGGGUGUCGACGGCGUAUAUACGUCCACUCAGAAAGCACUUAGUGGACCAGCUGGUAUAUCUCCAGUAGCAUUUAGUGCUCGAGCCGAGGAGAAAAUAAAUAAUAGAAAGCACGAACCACCCUUCUACUUCGAUAUCAAAUUACUGGCGAAGCAGUGGAAUUGCUACGGGAAUACAAGAACGUACCAUCACACAUUGUCAUCUCCUCUUCUUUGGGCGCUGCGAUGUUGCCUAAGAGAAAUUUGCCAAGAAACGUUGGAGAAGUCGUGGGAGAGACAUGCUAGAGUAACCGAGUAUUUCCAUAAGCGAUUACAGCAGCUUUCUGUAAGCUGUCUAGUGCCAAACCCUGAAAAUCGCUUAGUGACUGUCGUAACAGUCGUGUUACCCAGGGGCUAUGAUUACCUAAAAGUCAUCAAUCAUAUGAUAGAGAAACACAAUGUGCGAAUAUUUCCGGGCCUAGGUCCAACGGCGGGGAAAUCACUACGCAUCGGAAUAAUGGGAGUAAACUCAACUUUUCAAGUAGCGGAUACUAUCAUUGAUGCCCUCACCGAUGCCUUGCAAUCACUUACAAAAUCGUCACUA
This is a messenger RNA of Iphiclides podalirius (scarce swallowtail), 1347 nucleotides long. The record is from the annotation of a GenBank genome assembly. NCBI's taxonomy places the organism in Eukaryota, Metazoa, Arthropoda, Insecta, Lepidoptera, Papilionidae.